GUACGUUCAUCCAUCCAGUCCACCAACAAAACGAAAGGCAACAACAAUAACUUAGAAAACCAACAGAUUACUUCCUCAUAAUUCACAGAACAGAAAUGGAUCUCCAGGAAAUAAAAUAAAGAGGUGAGGUCGCACGUGGUGAAUAAGGUGGAGAUAAACACGCAUCCACGUGUAAAACCCAAGACCACAAGGCAGCACAAAAUCCCCUUCUUCCCCAAUUUAUCCACACCCCCAAAAACCUUAAUCACUCUCACUCUCACUCUCCUCCACAAUUCCCAAAUGCCAUUCAAUAAUUACUCAAUUAAUUGCCAUUCCUAAACCCCACUCUCUCUCUCUGGAAAUGGCGCUCCUGCAUUCCCCUCCGUCGUCGUCUUCCUCCUCAAUCUCCCACAAACCCCACUUAAACCCCUCCUACGCCCCCCGCCCCGCCCAGAACUUCCUCUCUCCGCCCCACCAGCGCCAGCGGCGGCGGCCUCACUCGGUGUCGUGCUCGGCGUCGUCGUUCCCGGAGAAGCACCACACCAACUCCCCGAAAUCGGACGACGUGGUGGAGCUGCCGCUCUUCCCCCUCCCCUUGGUACUCUUCCCGGGGGCCAUCCUCCCCCUCCAAAUCUUCGAGUUCCGCUACCGCAUGAUGAUGCACACCCUCCUCCACACCGACCUCCGCUUCGGCGUGAUCUACACCGACGCCUCCACGGGCACCGCCGACGUGGGCUGCGUGGGCGAGGUGGUGAAGCACGAGCGCCUCGUGGACGACCGCUUCUUCCUGAUCUGCAAGGGUCAGGAGCGCUUCCGCGUCACCCGAUUGCUCCGCACCAAACCCUACCUCGUCGCCGAGGUCACCUGGCUGGAGGACCGCCCCUCCGCCGGCGAGCUCCAGGACCUCGACGCCCUCGCCGACGAGGUCGAGACCUACAUGAAGGACGUCAUCCGCCUCUCCAACCGCCUCAAUGGCAAGCCCGAGAAGGAGGUGCAGGAUCUCAGGCGGAACCUCUUCCCCACGCCCUUCUCCUUCUUCGUCGGCAGCACCUUCGAGGGGGCGCCGCGCGAGCAGCAGGCCCUGCUGGAGCUCGAGGACACCGCCAUGAGGCUCAAGAGAGAGAAGGAGACGCUCAGGAAUACCCUCAAUUACUUGACGGCCGCCUCCGCGGUUAAGGAUGUCUUUCCCUCCACAUAGCAAUGCAAUGUAUUUUCAUGGGAAUGUCUCUGUCUCAACUUUUUUAUAUCCAAUACAUAAUUUCACUUAUAUA
Salvia miltiorrhiza (redroot sage) is the source of this 1250-nucleotide messenger RNA. RefSeq lists its product as uncharacterized. The transcript has a single exon. The coding region runs from base 341 to 1177 and encodes 278 amino acids. Lineage: Eukaryota; Viridiplantae; Streptophyta; Magnoliopsida; Lamiales; Lamiaceae. The record is from RefSeq and is a predicted model, not a curated record.